This is a messenger RNA of Symbiodinium necroappetens, 2637 nucleotides long. The record is from the annotation of a GenBank genome assembly. Lineage: Eukaryota; Dinophyceae; Suessiales; Symbiodiniaceae.
AUGAGUUUGAUGGAGAAGGAGAAGAUGGAGAGUCGGAAGUGGGAGAUGAUGCUGAUGAUGAGGCACAGGCUCUGCAGCAUCCUCGACAUCAUCGCCACCGAUCGUGACGCCACCUCCACGCACCCAGGUAAAGAACCGCUGAGCCCAAGAAGCCAGGCAAAGCAGCGCAAGCAGCACUAUCUGGUAAAGGAUCGCUCCUAUGGGUACUUGUGUGUGCUAUGUGGAAACCACUCACAAGACAUCAGUGCUUUGAAAGCCAGGCCAUGUUUCCCCCUGCCCGAUCUGCAACCUUUGGAUGAGAAACGCGAGACAGCUUCGAAGUCAAGUGGUAAGCCCUCAAAAGCAGGGUCUCCGCCCCGUGGUGUGAGACGAGAGCGCAGCCUCACAGCAACCGAAGCUGAGUCAGAGGUGACCCCAAGCCAAGCAAUGAUGCUGGAGGAGUUGGCAUCUUUGCAGAGACAGCAGGCCUUGUUGGAGGAGCUGAUGCAGCUGCAGGAGCUAAAGGAUUUUGAGAAGGCACUGCAAGAGGAAGAGUAUCAGCUAGAGCAGGCCUUACGGCAGUCUGCUUUGGACGCGGAGGAACAGGAGCUGCUGAAGCGCAAACGCAGCAUGGAAGCUGACGAAACUCAAGCAGCCCGAAUGAAAACCCCAAAGGUGACACCCCUGAAUGAGGCCAUCUUCGAAGCAAAGCCCCUUCAAGCUGAACAGGCCCCACCAGCAAUCCUGGAGUCAACCAAAGCAGAGUCCAACGAAGCUGGAGAAGCCCCAGCAGCAAUCCUCAUGGAGUCAACCAAAGCAGAGUCCUGUCAUGCUGGAGAAGCCCCAGCAGCAAUCCUGGAGCCAACCGAAGCAGAGUCCCCAGCUGGAGAAGCCAGAGCAGCAAUCCUGGAGUCAACCAAAGCAGAGUCCCCAGCUGGAGAAGCCAAAGCAGCAAUCCUGGAGUCAACCAAAGCAGAGUCCCCAGCUGGAGAAGCCCCAGUGAUCCGUCUCGAGAAGCACAUGGCUGUUCAUGAGGGGGUGGUUUGCUUCUUGGUUGCAGUGCCAGCUGGAUGUCCUGAUGUGGUGGACACCCUGCCCCAGGAGUUGUUCUUUGACGAGCCGCAUGUGGGAGCAACUUUGGCGAUAGACGACGAGAUGGCUGUUGAUUUGCCAGGGACAUGUCGAAGGCUCGAGGUGCCUGAGGGAAGGCUCGAGGUGCCUGGGGCAAGUGAUGCUACGGUGGAGAAUGAGAAGGUUGAGAAGGCCUCUAGUGUAUCGCUGAGAAUCGAACCGGUGUCCGAUUGUGAUUGUGACGAAGACGGGGAGGAGGAGCUACCAGAAGAGGAUGUGCUGAUCGAUUAUAAGGAUGGGAAGCUAGAAGUUGCAAAGGUUUGUGAGGAGCCCCCAAAGGUUGCAAGCCCCAGCAAGGCUACUGUCUUUUAUGAUCGUUUGCCUCCCUGCCCAGUCCAGAUGGAUCAUAAGCCCACAACACCAAAGGAGCAGCGAGAAGCUUUGGGUAUCCAGUCGAAAAGGGGUCGAGGUCGUGGUGGUGGCCGCGGCCGGGGCCGUGGCCGUGGCCGUAAGCCAGAGGCUUGUGAUGAGCUAGAGGAAGAGGAGGAACAGGAGGAAGUGGAGGAACAGGAAGGUGAGGAGGAUGAUGAGGAAGAUGAUGUAGAGAGCAAGCCGGCAACAACGGGUGUUCGCAAGGUGCCUAAGGCCAAAGCCCUGCCUAAGAAGGCAGUGGCAAAGGCGACCGCCAAGGCAAAGGCGACCGCCCACGCGAAGGUGACCGCCAAAGCAAAGGCGACCCCAAAAGCAAAGAGCAAGCCAGAGCAGAAGAAGGCAGCCAAGGAGGGGAGAGCAGCCAAGGAGGAGGAGCAGGAGAUCCCCAGCAACAAGCGCAAAAAGAACGACCCAACACCGAAAGUGGCCGCGAAACCCAGCAAGACCAAAUCGGCUGGCAAGAAUGCUGGCGAUGCUGCUGCAGAAAAGAAAGCAGAGAAAUCCCGGAAGUCUGUUGCUUACCAUCGUGCUGUCAAGGAAGCCACAGAGUCUGGUAUGUCAGAGGCAGAAGCUAAAGAGGUACUGUGUCUCAGAUGGAUGAGCAACCUGGCUUUCGAUGAACGGUACACGCUGUUCGAAGUGUUCGCUGGGGCGGGCAAUGUGUCUGCUCUCUGGAAGGAACAUGGCCACACCGUCGCUUCGUACGAUCGCCUCUACGACAAGUCUAUGGACUUUGUGUCAAGUGCUGGCUUUGGGUACAUCGACAAAAACGGGAAGAAACGUUUUGUGGGGAAGCUACCAGAGCUGAAAGAAUCUGGGAUCUAUACCAAGACCUUCGGUGAGAACCUCCUCAAGGCUUUCCAAGAGUGGCGCAAAUUGCCUCCUGCUGACCGUGCGGACAUCCGUACACGUAGGGCUAUAGACCUGGGCAACAGUGACAAGGAGAUCUUUGCUUCUUUACCUACUGGGGAUCUUUGGCUGGACUCUCGUGUCCAUGAGACGUUCCUUUACCUCUAUGGGUCGAAGAACUGCCAGAUACCUGACAGCUGGGCUGGUGUCAUGGAGAGCUUCAAAGAAGAUGUUGUCCAGAAAGCCUGUGGCGAUGAGUGCCUUCGCUCUGAGCUGCGAGAAUUGUCUGAGCAAGCUUGCUCCUAG